GUGUGAAUUAGACAACUACGUGUAGUAGUUGUAUUCCACAGUAAUGUGAUGACGCAAAAACGCCAUGGGAUAGCCCAUCCGUCUGGAUAGCGAGGCAGCACUACUACGCAUGCGUAGUGACGAAGAAUCAUGAUAUCGACUGUAAACACAGUGGACACGUCGCAUGAUGACAUGAUUCACGAUGCCCAGAUGGAUCACUAUGCGAGACGACUGGCUACGUGCUCGUCAGACCGAUCAGUGAAAAUAUUUGACGUAACCGAUGGCAAUCAGACUCUAGUUGCAGACUUGAGAGGGCAUGAAGGGCCAGUUUGGCAGAUUGCAUGGUCACAUCCCAAGUUUGGUAGCUUACUGGCAUCUUGUUCUUACGACAGAAAGGUGAUAAUUUGGAAAGAAAUGGAUGGAACUUGGGGAAAGUUGUAUGAGUAUGCCAACCAUGACUCUUCAGUGAACUCUGUGUGUUGGGCUCCUCAUGAGUGGGGACUAUUUCUUGCAUGUGGCUCAUCGGACAGUUGUGUUUCAAUUAUAUGGACUUCUGGUGAUGGAAUGUGGGAGUCUACAAAAAUCAUGAAUGCUCAUUCUAUAGGAGUAAAUGCUGUCAGUUGGGCACCAGCCGUUCAGCCAGGCUCCCUCAUUGAUGCUCCAGGUAGCAGACCAUCUUCUUCUACAGUGAAGAGAUUGGUGACUGGUGGAUGUGACAACCUUGUCAAGAUUUGGAGGGAGGCUGAUGGGCAGUGGUUAGAGGAGGAGAAACUAGAAGGACACACAGACUGGGUUCGUGAUGUGGCAUGGGCUCCAAGUAUUGGGCUACUGCAGUCUGUCAUUGCGAGUUGCUCUCAGGACUGUCAGGUGAUUAUAUGGAGCAGAGAUGAAGUGAAAGGUGGCUCAUGGGCACAAAAAGUGAUACAUAAAUUUGAGGAUGUCGUGUGGCAUGUCAGCUGGUCUGUAACAGGCAAUAUCUUAGCCGUGUCUGGAGGGGAUAAUAAAGUAACACUGUGGAAAGAAUCGCUUGAGGGUCAGUGGGUAUGCAUUAGCAAUGUAGACAAAGGCCAAGGGCAUCAACAGCCACAAAGUGAACAAUAACAUGUAGACUUUAUCUUCUCUGUAGUGCAAGCAAUCAGUUGUCCUGGGAUGUCGUUCUGGAAUGUGUCCGAUGCAAUAUUAUGUGAUAGUUUAAAUAGUUUUUGUGAUCAUUCGUACUGUUAGUUCUACAUGAUUACCGUGUUGGCGUGAAACAUGUACUACUUGUAGUUUAGGCUCAAGAUUACAUUUUGGAUCUAGAAACAGGCCGAAUAAUAUACAACAACUAUUUACAUUGAGCUAGG
Messenger RNA from Corticium candelabrum, 1322 nucleotides. RefSeq names its product protein SEC13 homolog. Gene Ontology annotation, biological process: COPII-coated vesicle budding; positive regulation of TOR signaling; protein import into nucleus. The coding region runs from base 130 to 1080 and encodes 316 amino acids. Gene Ontology annotation, cellular component: COPII vesicle coat; nuclear pore outer ring. The transcript has 13 exons. Lineage: Eukaryota; Metazoa; Porifera; Homoscleromorpha; Homosclerophorida; Plakinidae. Gene Ontology annotation, molecular function: structural molecule activity; protein binding. The record is from RefSeq and is a predicted model, not a curated record.